GCCACACCGGGAGGAUGCGUACCUGAAGGAAUACAGUAGUUUGUGACACAAUGCAAAUGAAAUGAUCACAAUCGAAAUUUGCAAAUAGACUCUGUGGCAAAUGAUUCAGUCUCUGUUCCACGUGAAUUAAUAAAACAAACCAUUUCUCAAAGUGUAUCGACUUCCAAAUGACAAUAUGAAUGAAACGAUCACAAUAGAAAUUUGCAAAUAAAUUCUGUGGGAUAUGAUUCAGUCUCUGUUCCACGUAAAUUAAUAAAAAAAAUCAGUUCUUAAAGUGAACUGAUUUCUGUACGAUUCCUGUACUACGGACACCUUUUCCAAAUGUGUACCUUGUGAAAAUGUUCUAAGUGUACUUUGAUUAAAUCUCUUUAUGUGCUGGACUUUAAAUCGAAAGAGUUAUUUGUACGAUCCGGCAUCCUGGUCCGAUACUCAUCUUAAAGCUGUCGAGUGAUCUUAGCAAAACAAACACCGGAGGCAGAGAGGCUAAAAAUGUAGAGAUUAUUAUUGAAGCUAUCCUGUCUUUUUGACUAAACAUCGGACAAUGAGAAACGGUUAAAUUAUUACUUAUUUACAAUAAAACAUUUCUAUAUAAAUCGCAAUCUAAAGAUCUCACGUCCAAUAAUGACUCGUUAAUCGUGAAACACCUACCUUCAAAAGUUGAUUUAUUUAUUAAAGAUUACUUACCCACAUCGAUAAUCGUUUUGAUUUAUUAAUCCUCUGUCGUCUUGAUUAACUGAACGAAACAACUGAACAAGUCACGAACUUCACGUGAAACGCGGGCUGAGAGUUGAAGUGAUACUACGAACGAUUGACUAACUAUGUAAAGCAAAAGACGACUCGUCGACAAAUACUUUCGGAUAAUUGAUCAAACCUAUGAUCGCCGUCGACGAACUCGUAAAACAGUUACCUAGCACGACGUAAAUAGAUGAAAAUCGAAACUGAACUACCGGCCAUCCGACACGUGUGUCCCGCGACGAUCGCGUUCGCUAACGAAGCCAAGAAUUCGAUUCCCCGAGCACAAAACCGUUGAACAACAACUCAUCGAUCACGCCGGACAAUAAAACCGAGAGACUCUAUCGACAAUUUUACUGGCAACGUUUUAUUCCCGUAAUUCACAAUAAAACACGUAUGAACGCGCACCUCGAACAAAUCACGACUUAAGGAACUGGCAACCACUUGACGUUGGCAGCGAAGGAUACAGUUUCUGUCCCUCGGUGCGCCUCCAAACGUAAUUUUCGAUUAACUAUCGAUUAUGCAUUGGGGAUCGGCGUUCAGACAUCUCGCGGCGACUCGCGAAUAUGCACGAGUGGUGUUAACGUUGAAACGUUGGUGAGAAAGUUUCGAGGAAAGUUUCGGUGCGGACGAAUAAUUGUGCGACGAAAGAAGAGAGAAACGAAGGAGGCGAGAGUCUCGAAAGAAGUUCCCUGAAAAAUGAGGAGACGAGCAAAAACGUGAACAUCGAACAGGCGCAGCCGAAUCCGAAGAAUCCAUAAACGGGAACCCUCUGUCAUCGUUAGGGUCUCGUUUCCUUGUCCCGAUCGCGGACCUAUUUCGAAACGAUACCGGGAAUGAUCUGGGCUGUCGUGUCUACGUUCGAUAUUCAGUAUUCGUUCAUGAGGGGGCGAAUAUUUCUUCGGUUUCACGUGCAUUCCGGAAGUGGACAGUGAACUAUGCGGAACAGAAGACAGAGCAGAGGUUCGGGGGUGAACGAGACGAUGGGACGUUGCUCGUUCGUGGACAAAGUCCCGUAAGUCUACGGUUCAGUCUGAUUCAGACCGGCCGAAUUCCCUUUGAGAGAACCCGCUGAUUCGACAUGGAAGGGAACCUGACGAGCUCCUGGACGAGCAACUUGACAGCGAUGUUGCACCAGCUACCUUGCAACGAUAGUUUCCUUGGGUGCAUCGAUCAGUGCGGUUCAGGAUUCGAUCAUAUGUGCGCAGUGGAUAGAGGAACGUCGACGAUGACGCUGUUCUGCAGGCCCUGCGAUUAUUCCAGCUGUGAUAUGAACGUGUCGUUGGUACUCAGUGGACUGGAGAGCUUCGAGGGUGUCUUCUUGUCGAGGAUACCCAGGUUCAGGGAAUGCAACGACACCAACUUCGAUGAUCAGAUUUUGGAAUGCACACCGACAGGAAACGGGACGACGGAGGAUCUGACGAUCUCCUGCUCUCACCGGACGAGAUUAAGUUCGACAACUAGGGGCCGCCGUUUCGACUGGAGCUUCCUCUUCGUGGCUGUGUUCAUCGUGGCGGGUGGCUUGGGAAACAUACUAGUCUGCCUCGCCGUGGGACUCGACAGGGGGCUUCACAAUGUUACCAAUUACUUCCUUUUGUCUCUCGCCGUGGCCGAUCUCCUCGUCAGCCUAUUCGUGAUGCCUCUGGGUGCUAUCCCGGGAUUCUUGGGGUACUGGCCGUUCGGCGUGGUCUGGUGCAACGUCUAUGUGACGUGUGACGUGCUGGCGUGUUCAGCGAGCAUAAUGCACAUGUGCUUCAUCUCGCUGGGCCGGUAUCUGGGCAUCCGAAACCCGUUGAGGACGCGGCACACGUCCACCAAACGGAUGGUCGGCUUCAAGAUAGCGGCUGUGUGGCUCCUAGCCAUGCUAGUCUCUAGCUCAAUCACGGUAUUAGGUAAAACAUGUAUACGCGACGCAGUAUUGUCCUCGCGAAGCGCGUUUGACGUAAUCCAGCGAGCAGGCGACGUCUCCCGACGGGGACAGUUUUGUAGUUUAACCGAGUUAAACACGGGGCCUCUGUUACGUUACAAAUAUAACAGGUGCAAGGGCGCGAGGCCGAGAAAGUCUCAACCGCAGCUGAAUUUCGCUACCGUGAACGGCGCGGGUAACUCGGCCGGAAGCGCGACGAAACUGCCGUCGAAAGUGGAUCAGGAUACUCAAACGCCGGAGAACAUUGCGCGCGAAACAAGGAAUUUCACUCUGAGGGCUCUGAGGCUGCAACUAAACGUCACGCCGAACACCCUCAAUCUCAGGUUCCUCGCGGGUCGCACGAAGAGGAGGUCCCUGGCUGCGAACGCCGUAGCCACGGAGCAGAAGGCUAGCAAAGUACUGGGCCUCGUGUUCUUCACGUUCGUCCUCUGCUGGGCACCGUUCUUCCUUCUGAACAUCUUCUUCGCUGCCUGUCCCGAAUGCUCAGUACCUGCGCACGUGGUGAACACGUGCUUGUGGCUCGGUUACGUGUCCUCUACGAUCAAUCCGGUGAUCUACACGAUCUUUAACAGGACUUUCAGAGCUGCGUUCAUCAGGCUCCUCAAAUGCCAAUGUUCCAGGUCAGCGAGACCGACGAGAUAUCGCUCGGUGACGGAAGGUGAACGGAACGCGAUGAGCCUGUGCACGCCGACCGCGUUGCCGUUGGCCAUUAGUCUUCAGGGUACACCGCUGUUGACGCCGACGCCGAAUCCGACGGCAACGCCGGCAUCGGGAAGCUCCUACGUGACGAUGAUGCAUCGCACGCCCAGCUCUCUUUACCACGACACCUUCCAUCAACACGAGCACGAUCAGAAUUGUUGAACAG
Ceratina calcarata is the source of this 3524-nucleotide messenger RNA. RefSeq names its product 5-hydroxytryptamine receptor 2A (gene 5-HT2A). Gene Ontology annotation, molecular function: neurotransmitter receptor activity; G protein-coupled serotonin receptor activity; serotonin binding. The transcript is spliced from 7 exons. Gene Ontology annotation, biological process: G protein-coupled receptor signaling pathway, coupled to cyclic nucleotide second messenger; serotonin receptor signaling pathway; chemical synaptic transmission. Bases 1814 to 3520 code for a protein of 568 amino acids. NCBI's taxonomy places the organism in Eukaryota, Metazoa, Arthropoda, Insecta, Hymenoptera, Apidae. Gene Ontology annotation, cellular component: plasma membrane; dendrite. The record is from RefSeq and is a predicted model, not a curated record.